Molecule: messenger RNA, 1364 nt
Organism: Drosophila bipectinata
Lineage: Eukaryota; Metazoa; Arthropoda; Insecta; Diptera; Drosophilidae
Source: RefSeq, a predicted model, not a curated record
ACAGUGCGGUUCAUUUUAUCGUCUUUUAAAGAUACGGAGACAAUGUCGCAGAUCGAGAAAGAAACAGAGUGGUUACGUUCUGAGAUUUUGCCACAAAUUCUGAAGAGCGGGCGCCUUUUGGAAAACUAUAAUGAAUCCAAGGCUUAUACUUUUCACGUCGGAGAUAUAGAAAUCGAUGUAAUUGGCAUUGAUGAGGCUUACAUGCAGACAUUCUGUUACCGAACCACCAUUAAUUUUGAUUACGAUGGAAAGAAAUUUCAGAGGAAAAUGGUCGUCAAGAAAACCCAUGCGAUGGCAGCAGAAGAUUAUGAUGCACUUCAGUUCGAAAAUCUGUUCAGCAAUGAGAUCUAUUUCUAUACGGAAAUUCUGCCGGAGAUACAGAAGUUAGCCAAUGGAGAGUUCCCAGCCUCAAAAUAUUUCUAUAGUGAACUGAAACCACUUUCGGCGGUGGCUAUUUUCGAGAAUUUCGCGGAACAGGGAUGGCGCCUCGCCAAGGAGCGGGUGGGUCUGAGUCUGGAACAUGCCACGAUUGCUGCCUCCUCCUUGGGUAAAUUCCAUGGUUAUUCAUACGUCAUUAAGCAUCAAGAUCCGGAAAAGUUUGCCAAGCUAUCUGCUGGACUGAGGGAAUCCCGGUAUUCUGCUGACGAAAUUCAUCCUACAUGGGCUCUGGUUGCCAAAAUGGGAGUCCAGCGAGCUGUCAAAGCGGUGGCUACCUACCAACCCCAAGUCGACAAGGAGCUUAUGCAGAAGUUCCAGCUCCUGUUGUCGGAUUAUUAUAGGUACGGCAGGCAUCUAGUGGCACCCAGAGAACCUCUGGCCACGCUCUGCCAUGGAGACUACCUGAGAAACAAUGUGGCCUACAAGUACAACGACCAGGAGGUGCCUCAGGAUAUCAUGAUGUUCGACUAUCAAACAAUGCGGGUAUCUUCUCCCAUGAUAGAUCUCACCCUUUUCCUAUCUUUGUCCCUUUACGCCGAUGUGCGAUAUCCCAACUUUGAAGCCCUUUUCGACGAAUAUUGCUCGGCUCUGCACCGGACAUAUAGGAACGGGACCAAUCAAGAGGUUCCCCAGUUCUUAAGCCGAUCUGAGCUCUUAAAAGAAUAUGUCCGAUUCAUGCCUUACAGUGUCGCUAUUGUUUCGUAUUUCCUUCUGGAUAUGGUUGAUCCUUUGAUCCUUACUGGGGAUGAGAAGCAUUAUUCCCGCCCAGAGAAAGAUGUCAUCGAACGCAGUUUAAGCGCGGGCGGAGAAGUAGUGGAUCGAGAAAUAGCCCACCAGAUAAAGGAGAUGCUGGAGCUCAGCCAAAAGUGUGGGGUUUCCAUUGAUGAUGGCAUCGAUAUAACUAAAAUUACCAAGAAAUAAAAAUA